This is a messenger RNA of Dermacentor andersoni, 1227 nucleotides long. Its product is annotated as isoprenyl transferase-like. Gene Ontology annotation, biological process: polyprenol biosynthetic process; signal transduction. The record is from RefSeq and is a predicted model, not a curated record. Lineage: Eukaryota; Metazoa; Arthropoda; Arachnida; Ixodida; Ixodidae. Gene Ontology annotation, cellular component: endoplasmic reticulum; dehydrodolichyl diphosphate synthase complex. Gene Ontology annotation, molecular function: ditrans,polycis-polyprenyl diphosphate synthase [(2E,6E)-farnesyl diphosphate specific] activity; GTPase activator activity.
GCUGCGCCAGUGCAGUCGGUCUGUGCACACGUGGCCCGGGCGCGUCCGGCGUAGCGCCGCAUCGCCUCCGUCGGGCGCGGUCUCCAAGGUGGCCACGUUUCCGCGCUGCUCGCACUUGGACGACGGCGAAACAGGCUUGCCGCCACUGCAUGACGAAGACUACCUGUACCCCGACUGGGCGUUUCAGUAUCCCGAGUGGCAGCUGUGCGGGGAAGAGUUGCCACAAUGGGCAAGUCGUUCUUCUUUCACCAUGGACCUCAACAGCCUGCACGACCAGACCACGGCCCUGCUGGCGAAGGAGCCGAGCUCGGCGCCUGGGGCGUGGCGCCGGUGUCCUGGCACGAGAGGCUGCUCGUGUGGCUCCUCAGCCUGGGGCCCGUGCCACGAUCUGUGGGCGUCAUCCCCGACGGGAACCGGCGCUUCGCCAGGAAGCGUGGCGUCACCGUGGACCAAGGCCACGUGGCUGGCUCGCACGCGCUUGGCCGGGUCGGGACCUGGUGCUCCCUGGCGGGCGUGAAGGAGUCGAUCGUCUACGUCUUCAGCGUCGACAACUUCCAGCGUCCCCGAAGCGAGCAAGACGGCCUCUUUCGAGAAGUCUCUCGGCGCUGCCAAUACAUUCUGGACAACUCGGACAACUUCAGGAAAAUGGGUCGUCGAGUACGGUGCGUUGGCGACCUGGAGAUGCUUCCAAAGGACCUUCAGCGUUCCCUGGCGAAAGUCGAUCUUGCCACCGCGGAUAACGUCAGGACGGUGACGGUCGCCUGCGUCGCCUACUCCUCGCGCCGGCAGGUGACGCGCAUGGCGCGCCGGCUUGCGCAGGCCGUCAAGGAGGGACAGCUUCGUUCCGACGACAUCACGACCAACCUGGUGGACGACUACGCGUCGCUGGAGGACGGGGCCCGCGUGCAGCUGCUGCUGAGGACCUCGGGCGAGACUCGCCUUAGCGACUUCCUGCUCUGGCAAAGCAGCUACGCGCGCCUCCACUUCGAGUGCAAGAACUUGCCCGAGAUCGGCUUCACCGAUUACCUGUGGGCGCUGAUUGAAUAUCAGCUGCAACGUCCGCAGCUUCAGGCGGCAAGCCACGCUUCUGGUGCGGCAACCGGCACUUCUGUUGACCGGUCUCUGCGGCAGCGUUCUUUUCUGAAACGUGUCGAAGUCGAGAGAAGUGCCAACCUCGAACGACUCGCACGUCUAUGAUGGACACCAGCUGAUACGACAGGAAUAAAG